ACGCGCAGGAAGCCGAUGCUGGACCUUAGCGCUUCAUGUACGGAUUGGGCGCUAGACAAUGUCUUCGCCGCGUGGACGGCGUCCGGAAUGUCGUUUUUCAGAGAGCGUGAAGGGUCUCAUCGGUACUUAAAGGCGGCAAAUCCUCCCUCGGAGUCAGCAACGAUACCUAGUUCCCUCAGCUCCCCCAACUCGCUCGUAGAUCAUCGUCAUGGACUUUAGCCCCGGCGCUGCACCGUCACCCACGUCUCGCCCUCCUUCCUUGCGCCGGUCGUCGGGACGUGUUUUCGUGGAUCGGACGCCGUCGACACAGCUUGAUGGCCCUGUCCUUCCAUCCAACGACGCGUCGCCGGGCCCCUCUACCUCGACGGCGAACGGUAUCUCCACCUCGGUCGUGAACUGUGUACCGACAUCGACGGAGAUUCAUCCUGAUUCCACCGCAGUCCUCAGCACGUCCCCGCCUGCAAGUCGGUUGUCGUGGCAGACGACGCUCGAGCAGCCCCGGAUUGGAUCUGGGAUCAGCGCGCCGCCCGAGCAUCUCGCGGCUCGUAUCCAGUCCAUUGAAGCAGAUGCGAGGUUCCUGCACAGCGAGCCUGCUAUCCUGCAUGCCGCGAGGGCGAUCCUUCACAGAGACGGCGCGGCUCUUCAUGGCGAGCGUGCGACUCUUCACGCGGCGGGGGAAACUGUCGUCGAGGUCGACGAAGAUAUCCUCAUCGACAUGAGCGACGUCUCGACCUACACCGAGGGCCCGGAGCUGAACGUGCCCUACACCGACGGCGAGGAGCAGGACGAUGCGGACGACGACACGGAAGACGAGACUUUCUUCGAUGCGCUCGAGGAGCUUGCGUCCCUCGCUGACUACCCGGCCUUCGCCGAGAGCAGUUCCUUCAGCGCUGAUAGUAAUACCUCGCCGCCGCGGCGCCCCGCGGAACGCCCCUCCACCAUCCCAUCCUAUUUGCUGCACGCUAUGGCCGAUCCGUCUGCGACUCUUCUUCAGGAGUCGACAUCCUAUCCCGCACGCGCGUCUUUCAGCGGGCUCGCAGCAUCACAAGCUCAGUCAAACGCAUCGCUCCCCGCAGGGCAUGCCCACGCCGCCCACCGACCGCGGAAGCCUCGGAGCGGAGGAGGUGCCGCCUCAGCCUGCGCCCCCACCGAGGAGCCCUCAAUCCGCGGGUCGCUCCCGUCCCCAACCUGCGGAGGGCGCCCUCCCCCAACCCGGGGGUCGCUCCCUUCGUCCCUCCGUGGUCAGUUCCCUCCACCGCCCCCAGCCCCCCCGCCUCGCAAGCCUCGAGCACCUCCUGACGCCACGCAACUCGAUCGCGCACAUGCGCGCCGCCGGGCGGCCCGCGCUGGAGCCGCUGCGAGAGGCAUACGAGUUCCACUUGAGGACCGUCCCCGCGGGGACGAAGCAGGCGCUGCAUGAUGUACAGUAUGGGGCGCCGGAUGUGGCCGAGAGGGCGAAGUUGAGGAAAAGCAGCUGGAGGAUAUCGGAGGUCUUGUGCACUCGACACGCACGGUGCUGCACAGGUACCGGUACAUU
Molecule: messenger RNA, 1537 nt
Organism: Schizophyllum commune H4-8
Lineage: Eukaryota; Fungi; Basidiomycota; Agaricomycetes; Agaricales; Schizophyllaceae
Exons: 2
Coding region: 209-1420 (403 amino acids)
Source: RefSeq, a predicted model, not a curated record